AGCUAGUCUGCGUGCGUGAGUGGGAGGCGGCGGGCCUGCGACUCUGGCCUUCCCGGCUGACUGCUCCGACGCCGCAGCUCCAGUCAUGAACCGGUUCGGCACCCGGUUGUUGGGAGCCACGGCGACCCAGCCGCCGCCGCCGAAAGCCCGCAGCAAUGAGAACCUCGACAAAAUCGACAUGUCUCUGGAUGAUAUCAUUAAACUGAAUAGAAAAGAAGGAAAGAAGCAAAAUUUUCCAAGACUAAAUAGAAGACUUCAGCAAAAUGGUACUCGGCAAUUCAGGAUGAGAGUACGGUGGGGAAUCCAGCAGAAUUCUGGUUUUGGUAAAACAGGUGUGAGCCGUAGAGGAAGAGUUUUGCCUGGAAAGAGACGUCCUUAUGGAGUUAUCACUGGCCUUGCAGCUAGGAAAGCAACUGGAAUUCGAAAAGGAAUUAGUCCUAUGAAUCGUCCACCUCUAAGUGACAAGAAUAUAGAACGAUAUUUUCCAACCUUAAAAAGGAAAACAAGUCUUCUGAGACAAAAUGAAGUACAAAGGAAACCAGUUGCAGUUCUCAAGAGACCUAACCAGUUAAACAGAAAAAAUACCAUUCCAGCUAAUUUUACCAGGAGUGGAAAUAAACUAAGUCAUCAGAAAGAUACUCGUCAGGCAACUUUUCUUUUCAGAAGAGGCCUGAAGGUUCAGGCCCAGUUGAACACAGAACAGCUGCUAGAUGAUGUUGUAGCAAAGAGAACUCGUCAAUGGCGUACUUCCACCACAAAUGGAGGAAUUUUGACUGUAUCCAUUGACAACCCUGGAGCAGUACAGUGUCCAGUAGCUCAGAAACCACGAUUAACUCGUACUGCUGUACCCUCAUUCUUGACAAAAAGAGAGCAGUCCGAUGUUAAGAAAGUUCCUAAAGGUGUCCCUCUACAGUUUGAUAUAAAUAGUGUGGGAAAACAGACAGGGAUGACUUUGAAUGAACGAUUUGGGAUACUGAAAGAGCAAAGAGCCACUCUCACAUUCAACAAAGGAGGAAGCCGAUUUGUAACUGUGGGAUAGAUCCACGUCAAAGGAACUCUUAAGUGUUGACUGUUUGGAAAGUUGAAUUGCUUGAAGAGUUCAUCAGAGAAGUUCAAGAAACUUUACUUCAGAAUAUUCACAAGCCUAAAUAACUUUAUUUUUGAAGGUUUUUUUUUUAAAUGUAUAAAUAAUGCCCUGAAAGAAUAACGGGGAUAUACCUAUCUGUUCUUAAAGAUUUCAUGGUUGGCCCAAACAAAGCAAUUAUCUAUUGACUUCUUAGAUUCCUCGUGAAGCAGAAGGAAGACGGAAAGAUAGAAGUCGAUUAUUUUUAUGAGUGUGAUAUUUAGGAUCUCAUCACUUUUGUCCAGUUUUUAGACUUUGCCAUGGUUAAUCUUAAACUUCAGAAAUAAGAGUACACCCCUGUGUUGCUGUAACUUAUCACUGAUGUGCUGGGGUAAUAAACAGUCGCCUUUCUGUCA
Messenger RNA from Myodes glareolus (Bank vole), 1479 nucleotides. RefSeq names its product forty-two-three domain containing 1 (gene Fyttd1). Gene Ontology annotation, cellular component: nuclear speck. The record is from RefSeq and is a predicted model, not a curated record. Lineage: Eukaryota; Metazoa; Chordata; Mammalia; Rodentia; Cricetidae. Gene Ontology annotation, molecular function: mRNA binding. Gene Ontology annotation, biological process: mRNA export from nucleus.